This is a messenger RNA of Phoenix dactylifera (date palm), 2070 nucleotides long. The record is from RefSeq and is a predicted model, not a curated record. NCBI's taxonomy places the organism in Eukaryota, Viridiplantae, Streptophyta, Magnoliopsida, Arecales, Arecaceae.
GCCAUAUUAACCUUUCCCUUAACAAGGUACGUUUCGGUUCGCACCUCCGCCGCCGCCAUUAGCGUCCAAGCUUCCCUGUCUUUUAAUCGGAAUCAUCCCUUCUGCGUUGCUGCCGCCCCGUCGCCCUCCACCGCCGCUGUCUCCGGUGCCGGUGCUGUUCAGCCUGCUAAUAACCGGAAGGUGGAGAACUCGCCCGAUGGGGAACUCGAAGAAGAGCGGCGCUGGAGAUAAAAUUGGGCGGCGAAAGCGCUAGCCCCAACCCUCCGCCGCCGGUGAAGGCGGAUGCCGAGCCUGUCACUGCGGUGCGCCGCCACCCGCUAGCGUUUCCUCAAUCUCCUACAUCUUCUCCUUCAACGCCCACCCAAGCGUCCGUCUCGGAAAUGCCGGUGUUCGGCAAAAUGGUCGACUGGGACGUCUUCUCUCGGAACGUGAUGGUCGGCGGGUAUGGGGAAAAUGGUUUCUUGGAUGAUGCCCUGGAUUUGUACCAACGGAUGCUGUGGGCCGGCAACGAUAUCAGGUUGGACAUAUAUACUUUUCCGUGCGUCCUCAGGUCUUGCAGCGGUGUCCUGGAUUUGAUGAGGAAGAGAGAGAUCCAUGCUCAUGUGAUUAGAUUAGGUUUCGGGUUGGAAACAGAUGUUUGGAAUUCUCCGGUCGCGAUGUGUAGAAGGUGCGGUGAAGUUCACUGUGCUCGGAAAGUGUUUGACGAAAUGCCAAUGAAGGAUUGCAUCUUGUGGAAUGGCAUGAUUUUUGGGUAUCUUGAGAAUGGGGAGCGUUUUGAAGAGUUGAUAUUGUUCUUAAUAAUGCAUGAUAUUUCAUUUGAGCCGGAGUUGAUGACAACGAGAAGUGUUAUCUGUGCUUCUGGGUCGGUGUGUGAUAAGAGGUUAGCAAAGGAGAUUCAUGGUUGUGGUAAAGAAGAGGUUUUUUUGGGUCAAAGCAGCAAAUUAUAUAGCUCUAAAAUGAGUAUAUCCUGCCAGAUCAUGAGAAAGUAAAGAGUACAAAGUAGAAGGAAUAUUUUCUAUAGAUGUCCAAAGAAACUCUCCGGAGUGCCAGGCGACGAAGCAGACGACCUAGUCUACUGUCCUAUUCGCUUUUCGAAAUACGUGUGCUGCCUGUAAGCCACCCAACUCCUGAGCCAGUCGUCGAGUCUCUCUAAUGAGGGGAUGGCCAUCCCAUAUCUAUCCAUACCUCGGAUCCAGUCAACCUCCACAGAGGAAUCUCCUUCAAGAAGCACCCACUCGGCAUUGAGGACUCUCCUCGCAAAUGACAACCCUUUCCAUGCAGCUCGAAGCUCUACCCCAAGAACUAUAAGUCCCGUUGUGCGUUGACCCCCUGCUGCCACCAACUUGCCCAAGAGUCUCUGAUUACAAAUCCAAUCCCUCCAGAUACACCAUCCCUCAACAUGCUCCCGUUGAAAUUCACUUUGAGAUGACCAAGGGGAGGGGGCAUCCAAGAAACGAGGGCAAACCUGGGCGCUGUGACAGCGGAUAAAGUGCCCCAGAUGUCCCUAGCCAUCUCAACAGUGAGUAACGCAGAGCCUGCAGUAACCUCUCCAGACUGUAAUAUAGCUCUAUUAACCACCAUUCUUGGUAACAUCCUCCUACCCUCAAAAAUGCCAGCAUUCCUGUCCAACCAAAUAUGGUAAGCCAGGUAUGCUCUGAAAAUGCCCUCCUCUCAAGAUCUAGGGCUUCGCAUGGAUACUCUCAAUAAAAGAAUCAGGUCCUGUGCCGGCUCCACUGACUGGGGCAAGGGGACCGGUGAUCUACUCCAAAUCUCUCUCGUCCUCGGGCACUUCACAAGAACAUGAUCAAUAGUCUCCUCUACCUCCAUACACACCACACAGCAUUGCGUGAUCCGCACUCCUCGCCGGACUAGUAAACUUCUGGUAGGUAGGCAUCCCCAUGCCACCUUCUAGAUGAAGAGCGCCACAUGCGGGUGAAUCUGCAUCCUCCAAAUCCAUCCUCUCUCUAUCUGCCAUCCUGACUCCCUACUGAACAUGGGAAGAAGAUCCUUAGCUCGUACCCACAUCCGUCCCGACGCCCUCCACACUAGCCUGUCCGACUCCUUCCGAAA